AUGGCUGUUAUCUUCCCACGCUUAAAUCAGGCUCUGGAUAUCAACCCUCCAGCGGGCAACGAGGAGCUCACGGUAAAUGGGAGUAACUGGCUCUGGGCCGUGACGGCUAUCUACGUCGUCUCCUUCAUCGCCUUCUUCGCCACCAGCUUCGCGGCUCGGUCCGGCGAGAAGAUCUUCCACUACUUAUUUACCAUUGCCCUGCUCGUUGGCUCCAUCACCUCCUUUGCCAUCGCCUCCGACCUCGGCUUUGUCGCGAUCCCCGUCGUCAACUACCGUCCCGAAGAAUUCUGGACCCGCCAGGUCUUCUGGGCUGAGUACGUCAACUGGGUCGUCAGCUGGCCUGCCAUCACCAUCGCCCUCGGCCUUCUGAGCGGCAUCUCCUGGGCUACCAUCUUAUAUAAUGUGACUCUCGCAUGGACCUGGGCCAUCUCCUACCUCGUCUCUGCCUUCGUCACGACCAACUAUAAGUGGGGAUUUUAUGCCUUCGGGACCACUGCCUGGGGACUCCUCGCCUUCAACACCCUGUUCGGAGGUACUGUGGCCGCUCGUCGGGUUGAGGUCGCUGGCGACUACACCCUCCUGGCCGGCUGGGUCAACCUGCUGUGGCUCCUGUACCCCAUCGCCUGGGGCCUGUCGGACGGUGGUAACCGUAUCGGUGUGACGCCGGCGUACAUCUUCUUCGGCAUCCUCGACGUUUUGCUUGUGCCCGCCGUUUCCUUCGCGUUCCUCUUCCUCGCGCGCCGCUGGGACUACGGCAAGCUUAAUAUCGCGUUCACUCGGUACGGCCGCGUCCCCACCUCAGGCCAGUUCCCCGAGAAGACCGCCGCCCCGGCGCAGGGUGCCGUCGUUGGCGAGCAGGCCGCAUAG
Messenger RNA from Durotheca rogersii, 867 nucleotides. Its product is annotated as family A G protein-coupled receptor-like protein. Lineage: Eukaryota; Fungi; Ascomycota; Sordariomycetes; Xylariales; Xylariaceae. The transcript has 4 exons. The coding region runs from base 1 to 867 and encodes 288 amino acids. Gene Ontology annotation, cellular component: endoplasmic reticulum; plasma membrane. The record is from RefSeq and is a predicted model, not a curated record.